AUGUCAUUGGCAGGUGGCAAGAGUGCAAUGGCAGCCCAGGUCCAAACCAUAUGUUUUCGUCAAUUUCUCAACAAUCCUCAACGCUUUGCCUCUGCCUGGAAAAAGGGAAAACAUAAAGAGAGCAAUUCGGCAGGACCCUUUCGGCCCAAAAAAAUCCAGGAAAUGAGUGAUAUUUUAGCCAAGUCGUUUGUCAUUCUGAAUGUUCAGCGCCCCCAAUAUGGAGUGGAAGAAUCCCAGAUUGCAGUCCUUGACAAAGGGAAGCUUCUGGCAAUCUACAAAAUCACCACUAAACAAGGCUACCAACCCUCUCGCAAGGGCUCAAGGGACGACAAGCAUCGACAUCAUCGUUGCCACACCCCGUGCUCUUUCGAGAUGGUGUCGUCCGCUGCAUUGUUUGUUGCAGACCAAACUGAUGGUCAAGAUGACUUUGCUGCUGCCAUUUAUGACUAUGUCAAUGCUGUUCAUCAGCUAUUGGAGGGCAACUUUGAUCCUGGUCAUUUUGUUGGUUGA
Messenger RNA from Seminavis robusta, 510 nucleotides. Lineage: Eukaryota; Bacillariophyta; Bacillariophyceae; Naviculales; Naviculaceae. The record is from the annotation of a GenBank genome assembly.